Glycine soja is the source of this 1236-nucleotide messenger RNA. RefSeq names its product serine/threonine-protein kinase Aurora-3-like. The transcript has 7 exons. The coding region runs from base 93 to 968 and encodes 291 amino acids. Gene Ontology annotation, cellular component: spindle microtubule; spindle pole centrosome; chromosome passenger complex. Gene Ontology annotation, molecular function: ATP binding; protein kinase activity. NCBI's taxonomy places the organism in Eukaryota, Viridiplantae, Streptophyta, Magnoliopsida, Fabales, Fabaceae. The record is from RefSeq and is a predicted model, not a curated record. Gene Ontology annotation, biological process: regulation of cytokinesis; protein phosphorylation; mitotic spindle organization.
AUUCACAAUUUUAUCUUAUACUAAACAGUGCGGUUUGAGCUUGGGCGGUUUCGAACAAAUUCAAAUUCUCAGAACACUCAUCGGAUCCGAAAAUGGACGGAAACCCUAAACGAGAAUGGUCCCUCAACGACUUCGAGAUCGGAAAGCCUCUCGGAAAAGGCAAAUUCGGCAGAGUCUACGUCGCCAGAGAAGUCAAGAGUAAAUUCGUGGUUGCAUUGAAGGUUAUUUUUAAGGAACAGCUUGAGAAGUACAGAAUUCACCACCAGCUGAGGAGGGAGAUGGAGAUUCAGUUCAGCCUGCAGCACCAGAACGUGCUUCGUCUCUACGGUUGGUUUCAUGACUCGGAGCGCGUCUAUUUGAUUCUCGAAUAUGCUCACAAUGGGGAGCUUUACAAGGAGCUUAGCAAAAAAGGGCAUUUUAAUGAGAAGCAGGCUGCAACGUGUCAAGGUUUUGGAGGUCUCUGCAAUCGCAGUGCGACUGCAUUGUAUAUUUUAAGCCUCACAAAGGCAUUGGCAUAUUGUCAUGAGAAGCAUGUUAUCCACAGGGAUAUCAAGCCUGAAAAUUUGUUGCUUGACCAUGAGGGUCGUCUUAAGAUUGCAGACUUUGGUUGGUCUGUACAGUCUCGAAGCAAAAGGCAUACUAUGUGUGGAACCUUGGAUUAUUUAGCACCCGAAAUGGUUGAAAACAAAGCUCAUGAUUACGCAGUUGAUAACUGGACUCUGGGUAUCCUUUGCUAUGAGUUCCUUUAUGGUGCUCCUCCAUUUGAGGCUGAGAGUCAAGUUGAUACCUUCAAAAGGAUAAUGAAAGUUGACCUAAGUUUCCCUUCUACUCCUAAUGUUUCUUUAGAAGCCAAAAAUCUUAUUAGUCGACUGCUGGUAAAAGACUCUUCACGAAGGCUCUCACUUCAGAGGAUAAUGGAGCAUCCUUGGAUAACCAAGAAUGCAGAUCCCAAGGGUGUCUGCAACUAGUGUAAACUUUUUGUAGAGGAAUUAGAGCUGAAUUUUUCAUCUGAUAUUGCAAUGUAAUGAAAUAUUUUUUAAAAUUUUCAGAAUUCUAAUCUAUUAUCAACUUGAACGACACUGUCCAUUGCUAUGGGGAUUAGGAAGGUUACGAAUGUGCAGAAUUGUUAGUGGCUUUAAGAAUUCUCUGUUGUGGUGACAAUAUUGUAUAUACAGAAUCAUAUUUGUACAUUCAGAGUUUCAAAAUUAAUUUCAUAUCAUAGCACGUGACAUUCUA